CACCACAAGAACACUUAAGCUCCACUACAACAAGGGAGAGGAGAGAACACGAUGGCCACUUCAUCAGUCCUCCUCCCUGUGCUCCUCCUGGUGGCCGUCGCCGGCGCGGAGGCGGCGACCUUCACGGUGAUCAACAAGUGCCAGUACACGGUGUGGGCGGCGGCGGUGCCGGCCGGCGGGGGCAGGAAGCUGGACGCGGGGCAGACGUGGAGCAUAGACGUGCCGGCGGGCACGACGAGCGGGCGGGUGUGGGCGCGCACUGGGUGCAGCUUCGACGGCGCCGGCAACGGGCGGUGCCAGACGGGGGACUGCGGCGGGAAGCUGCAGUGCACGCAGUACGGGCAGGCGCCCAACACGCUGGCGGAGUUCGGGCUGAACAAGUACAUGGGCCAGGACUUCUUCGACAUCUCCCUCAUCGACGGGUUCAACGUGCCCAUGUCGUUCGUGCCAGCACCCGGCACCUCCGGGUGCCCCAAGGGCGGGCCGCGGUGCCCGAGGGUGAUCACGCCGCAGUGCCCCAACGAGCUGCGGGCCGCCGGAGGGUGCAACAACGCGUGCACGGUGUUCAAGGAGGACCGGUACUGCUGCACCGGGUCGGCGGCCAACAACUGCGGGCCGACCGACUACUCGAGGUUCUUCAAGGGGCAGUGCUCCGACGCCUACAGCUACCCCAAGGACGACGCCACCAGCAUCUUCACCUGCCCCGGCGGCACCAACUACCAGGUCAUCUUCUGCCCAUGAGCUGGAGCCUAGAAGUAAGCGGCCAUGGAAGAGGUCUCCAGCAGAUAGACAAGAAUAAGUCUAUGUCUAUCCGAUCUUAUAUAUCAAAAUAAGUGCAACUGGAUGCAUACAUUCGUAUGCACAUGUAAGCCAGAAAUGGAUGUAUUCGAUCGACGAGAGUAAUAAAGUCGUGCAUGAAUAAAA
Molecule: messenger RNA, 924 nt
Organism: Triticum dicoccoides
Lineage: Eukaryota; Viridiplantae; Streptophyta; Magnoliopsida; Poales; Poaceae
Product: alpha-amylase/trypsin inhibitor-like
Exons: 1
Coding region: 52-741 (229 amino acids)
Source: RefSeq, a predicted model, not a curated record